AUGAAAAUUUGGAUCGCGCGUAAAUCGCGUAUCUUGGUUGCUGGUCUCCUUCUUCUACCUAUUCACAAGCAUAACACAAUGGCUUCCAGUGCAAGCUCGAGCGACAAGAACGAACUCUGUGGACCCGUGACCGAACAGCAUGCCUACCUCGAGCGCCGAGAUGCAACCUUUGACGAUCUACCGGAUCGUGCAGCGACACUCGUUGUCAAAGACAAGGCAUUCCAUCGACAAUUUGCCAGUAUAUACUUUAUCCGAUUGCUGAAGCUGCGUCCAGUUAUCCAAAAUGAGGCCGAGCAACGGUGGGGCAAGCUUACAGACAAGCCAAGUUAUGUACCCAAGGUGCUCGAUGUCACUCACAAACGCUGCUACAUUAUUGGCACCGUCUAUGUGGAUAUGAAUCUCAAACCCAAUGUCUUGAACGAUCUUGCCAAGGACCAUGCACUCAUUGCCCCUGCUAUGCCAGCAAAAUAUCGAUCCGAUGACAACCGCAUAUCUAUUGAAGACGAAUCAGGUCGUAUUGUAUUGACAGGUGCAGCAUUGGAAAAGGAAUUCUGGGUCACAGGCAUGAUUGUGGGAUUGUUGGGCAAGGAAACUCCUGAAGGCCUCUUUGACGUUCAUGAAAUCUGUUAUCCUGGUAUCCCAGAACAGCUUCCACUUCCAAAGCGAGAAAGCAACAAGUACAUUGCCUUGGUUUCUGGGCUGGAUCUCGGCUCCAAGGGCUCCUUUGAUAUCAAGACACAAUUGUUGACUGAAUACCUAUCAGGAGAAUUGGGUGGUCCAGAUGAUCAAAAACAAUGCUCCAACAUAUCGCGAUUGAUCAUUGCAGGCAAUUCCAUUGGCGAUCUUGAGCUUGCGGAGGACCAAGGAACUACAAAAAAAUACGGCCAAGAGUUUAUUCAAUAUGAUUACGAGCCAUUACAUCAUUUGGAUGAGCUUUUCGAAGAACUUUGUGGCACCAUGCCCAUUGAUAUCAUGCCAGGGGAACGGGACCCUGCAAAUCGGCAACUACCACAGCAAGCUAUGCAGCGAUCAUUAUUCCCAAGAUCUCAUGCAAUGAAGAAUCUCCGUAUGGUCACAAAUCCAUAUUGGUGCAAGGUGGAUGACGUUGUCGUGCUUGGAACUUCUGGACAAAACAUCGACGAUGCUUUCAAGUAUGUGGAUGCGGAUACUCCGUUAACGUUGGCAGAGCGUUGUAUGUUUUGGAGGCACAUUGCACCAUCAGCUCCUGAUACAUUAUGGUGUUAUCCCUUCCAAGAUCAAGACCCCUUUAUUGUUGAACAGAGCCCUCAUGUAUACUUCGUUGGUAACCAAUCCAAAUUCGAGCAUAGCUUGGUUGAAGGUGCUGAUGGACAAAAGAUUCGCGUGAUCAUGGUGCCUUCAUUUGCCAAAACUGGAUCGAUCGUCCUGUUGAAUCUCUCCAACCUCGAUUGCACAGAAAUACAAAUCAUCGAUAGCGAUAGAACAACACUGCAAAAUGAAAAUAUGGAUACAUCUGAGUAA
Molecule: messenger RNA, 1500 nt
Organism: Lichtheimia ornata
Lineage: Eukaryota; Fungi; Mucoromycota; Mucoromycetes; Mucorales; Lichtheimiaceae
Exons: 10
Coding region: 1-1500 (499 amino acids)
Biological process (GO): DNA replication; DNA strand elongation involved in DNA replication
Cellular component (GO): delta DNA polymerase complex
Molecular function (GO): DNA binding
Source: RefSeq, a predicted model, not a curated record